AUGGUUAUUAGUAUAUCAUUACAAAACAAUGUUGGUAAAGUAACAAGUGCAAUGUUACCAGAUAGUUUUACACUGGAUGAAUUUACAAAAAUGUUAUCAGAAAAAUUGGGUGAUAUUGAAGGACAUCGCUUUGUUAUGGAUGGUAAACAAUUACGUUUGAAUGAUGAACAAACAUUUAAUCAACAAAAAGAACAAAUAACAAAUGGAAAAGUUAUUUUUGUUCUUGAUCGUCUACCUGGUGGCACAGAUACCGUAGUUAAUGAACCAUACAUUUCAAAAUCAAUUGAUUUAAUAAUGAGUGCAUUACCAUUCGAAUUAUUGAGUAUGUUUAAAACUGAUGGAAUAUGCACGGCAUGUCGGGAUAAUACUCAGUGUUUAACAUUAUGCUGUACUCAAGUAUGUGAAGAUUGUUUUCCAAAAUAUUUUAAAUCGAAGCAUUUUAAAUUAAAGUGUAUGAAUCCAACAUGCACAAAGACUUUGAAUAGUCAAGACUAUUUUCGUACUCAAAAGUUUCAAAAUUUAAUGUCCGAUUUCGAAGGUAAACAACAGCUCAUUCAAAAUAUCGACUGUCAAAUCUGUCGAUGUGGUGCGUUAAUGAUAAAUGAUAAAAUGUAUUCUCAACAAGAAUGUCAAAAGUGUAAAAGGCGCUUGUGUUUUUUUUGUAACAAAGACUGGGAUGAAAGUAAAAUGAAAAAUAUGCUCUAUACAUGCAAAAAUAACUGUGAUUAUGAAGCAAAAAUUACGUAUGAAUUAGUGCCGAUGAAGGAUAGUAAUCCACCAAUGCAAAUACCUAAUCGUCGAUGUUGUCCAAAAUGUUUCAAUACGGGCGCCUAUGGAGGAGUGUGCAAAUAUCACAAAUGCACUAGCUGCGGAUAUGAUUUCUGUUUUAUUUGUUUAGAAUCGAAAGAAGACUGCAAUAAAAAGUUUGCAAAACCCUAUGGUUCGUGUCAAGGGCUCAAAGAAGCUGGCUACAAUAUCUUUCCAAAAAUUAAUGAUUCGUAA
Messenger RNA from Didymodactylos carnosus, 1002 nucleotides. NCBI's taxonomy places the organism in Eukaryota, Metazoa, Rotifera, Eurotatoria, Philodinida, Philodinidae. The record is from the annotation of a GenBank genome assembly.